AUGGCGGCCGACCAGGCGCCGAGCUCCCCGCUGCUCAACAGCCGGAAGCGGUCCACGCCGAACUUCUCGGGCGGACAAACGAGCUUGGACAGACCGGAGGGCUUCGAGCGAGACGCGUUCAGCAACGACUGCAGGGUAUGCUUCGAGAAGCCUGUGCGGGUGGUCCUGCUGCCGUGCCGCCACGGAGGCCUAUGCGAGGACUGCUAUAAGGGCACGUUGUUCUCCAGACCUCCCCACCGCGGAGGCCGGCAGUGCCCAUUCUGCCGCCAGACCAUUCAGGAGGCAGUGCAGUUGUGUCCCCUUCCCGGGGAGGCCUUGCAGUACGGUUACGGUGUCAAGGUGCUUUAG
This is a messenger RNA of Prorocentrum cordatum, 348 nucleotides long. The record is from the annotation of a GenBank genome assembly. NCBI's taxonomy places the organism in Eukaryota, Dinophyceae, Prorocentrales, Prorocentraceae.